This is a messenger RNA of Dama dama (fallow deer), 11815 nucleotides long. RefSeq names its product ribosomal RNA processing 8 (gene RRP8). The record is from RefSeq and is a predicted model, not a curated record. Gene Ontology annotation, cellular component: chromatin silencing complex; rDNA heterochromatin; nucleolus. Gene Ontology annotation, molecular function: methyltransferase activity. Lineage: Eukaryota; Metazoa; Chordata; Mammalia; Artiodactyla; Cervidae. Bases 135 to 1514 code for a protein of 459 amino acids. The transcript is spliced from 7 exons. Gene Ontology annotation, biological process: regulation of transcription by glucose; cellular response to glucose starvation; rDNA heterochromatin formation.
UCUAGCCACUUCAGCUCUCACUCUUUGGUUUCCUGCCCUGUUCCGGCGUCUCUAAGCGGUCUGAUUCCUAGAGACGCGGUCUGCACGUGGAGAAAGAAGCGUGUGGAUCCCGCAACCUUGCGCUCCCCAGCCCCAUGUUUGAGGAGCCGGAGUGGGCCGAGGAGGCCCCUGUAGUCGCCGACUUCGGGUCUGUAGCCUUAGGGCUUCGGCCCACGGCAGCCUCUCAAAUCAAGGGCUCCAACCGCCGCCAGCUCUUGGCCACAUUACGGGCCCUGGAGGUAGCAUCUGUUCCCCAGCAGCCCCCUAGCCUGCCUGGCAGUGACUCUGAGGAGGAGGAGGUAGUGGAAACAAAGAAGAAACGCCUGAAAAGAGGCUCGUUUACUGGUGCGUCUAGUGAAGUAGAGGAGAAAAGGAAGAAGAAACGUCACAAACAGGGCCCACCUAGCAGUGACUCCAAGGAAGAGGAAGUGGAAAGGAAGAAGUGCCACAAAGGGGCUCUUCUUGGCAGUGACUUGGCUGAAGAAGAGAAAAAAAAGAGGAAAUGCCGGAAACAGAUCCCUUCAAAUCUUGCCCAGCCCCUGGACAAUGUUGACCAAACAGAUUCUAAAGCUUGGAAUUCUCGUGCUACAAGUGACCCCACCAAGCCAACCUGUGAGAUCCCUUCCUCUAAUCCUCCCCAUACCUUGAGUCGCAAGCAAUGGCGGAACCGGCAGAAGAACAAGCGUAGACAGAAGAACAAGUUUCGGCCAUCUCAGCCAUCAGAGCAGGCCCCAUCCCCAGCCCCAGCCUCUGCAGAGGAGGCAGAGGUGCCUUCUGCCCCCAGUCCAGACAGCCAUGGAACCCGGGCAGAGGCUCUUCGAGCCCGCAUGGCCCAGCGUCUGGAUGGUGCCCGGUUCCGCUACCUCAAUGAACAGCUAUACUCAGGGCCCAGCAGUGCUGCGCAGCGCCUCUUCCAGGAAGACCCUGAGGCCUUUCUCCUCUACCACCGUGGCUUCCAAAACCAAGUCAAGAAGUGGCCACUGCAGCCGGUAGACCGCAUCGCCAGGGAUCUUCGCCAGCGGCCUGCAUCCCUGGUGGUGGCUGACUUUGGCUGUGGGGACUGCCGCCUGGCUUCAAGCAUCCGGAACCCUGUACACUGCUUUGACUUGGCCUCUCUGGACCCCCGGGUCACUGUGUGUGACAUGGCCCAGGUGCCUCUGGAGGAUGAAUCUGUAGAUGUGGCUGUGUUCUGCCUUUCACUGAUGGGAACCAACAUCAGAGACUUCCUGGAGGAGGCAAAUCGAGUGCUGAAGCCAGGGGGUCUCCUGAAAGUGGCUGAGGUCAGCAGCCGCUUUGAAGAUGUUCGGACUUUUCUGGGGGCUGUCACCAAGCUGGGCUUCAAGGUCAUCUCCAAGGAUCUGACCAACAGCCACUUCUUCUUGUUUGACUUUGAAAAGACCGGGCCCCCUCGGGUAGGGCCCAAGACUCAGCUCUCAGGCCUGAAGCUUCAGCCUUGUCUCUAUAAGCGCAGGUGACCUUUGGAGCCCCCCUUGAAUGGGGAGGCAAAUCUUGAACUCCAGACUCAGUACUCUGAAGACUGUAUCCAGCCAGGCUGGGACCUGGGGCCUGGUACCACCCUUACUCCAUCUCAAGAACAAAAUGUAAUGAAACUCUUGGCUCAACCCUGCUGUGAUGAAGGCUUCUUGGUUCUAGGAAGCAUAAAGUUGUUUGGGCUAGCUAAAAAGUAAGGAGUUCAUUGUGAGAACACAGGAGUAUGUGAGAAUUAUGGAUCCCCUCAGUGUCAUGGAAACUACAUGGUUUGGAAUUCAAGGUAUCUCUGGGUUUGGUGUCUUUCCAUCUCUCAGAAGCCAUAUGAGCUUUCUGUCCUAGCAUCUCCACUCUCUGUUCUGAUUUUCCUGUCUGCACACCAGAUCCGUCUGCUCACCCAAAGCUUCUACAGCUUUGGUCUGCCCAGGCCUUGAAGGCCACAGGCAGGCAUUGCUUCUUGGCUCUAGGGCAGCUUGGCUCUAGAGCAAGUGCAGCAGCCCUCAUAUCAGCAGAGGCAACUUGGCUCUCGUCCACCAACAUCAUCUGGACUUCUCGGUCAAGAUAGUUUGAUUGUCCCUAUGCUGAGUACUUCUUCCCCCUGAUUGUCAUCUCUGUCUUUGGAGCUGAAUGGCCCUGACCCUCCUAGCAUCUGUUGGGCCCUGGUGUUUGUCUGGCUGAGAGCACAGAUAUUGGAAUCAGGUAGGCCUGCUGUUGACUGCCGAGAGCCUUUUACACUUUGAAUGUUCAGCUACUCAUUUGGUAAAUGAUAGAAUAACGGUCUCAUAGAAUUGUUGUAUGGGUUAAUGAGGAAAUCUGUAGCCAAGACAGGGCACAUAGGAGGUGCUCAAUAACUGUUGCUGUGGCUGUUGUGUGUUGCAAGCCUUACUGUUUCUAAAGACCUACCCUAAGCAGGAUUAGGGGUUGAAGAGUAAAGGAUGAAUUUGUUGAUUGAGGAAGACUCCGGGAGAGCUCAAGAUAGGCCUUUCAACAGCCUUAUUUUAUGAGAGUUUUAGAGAUUCUUAAUAGACUGUGAGCAGUUUUUUGAGUGGGGGUGAUGUGGGAGCUGGGUCUCCAUAAAUCACAACUGAUUGAUGCCAUUUGGGGUGGGGAUUGGCAGAAGAGUGUGUCUGUUGUUUCUGCCUUGCAGUGGGCCCAGAUCAGCACAUCCUAGGCCAAACUAUGGGCAGAGACGACUAGUUCUGGGAGAAGAUGACUGGGAUGACAAGUCCUUGGCCUCAAAGGCAUCUGCCAUGGGCCCAGGUAUAAAGAUACAGUCUGUUCUACCUAUUUCUAAGGGCUCCCCUGGUGGCUCAGACGGUAAAGACUUAUUUCCAAGAGCAAGAACUGAGAGGAACCACUGGCACACAGGAUCCAGGACUCUGCACCAGUUGAGUGCCUCCGGUAAGGGGGUGUUUUGAGGCAGGUUGUGCAGGUCAGAGGGCGUGUUUGGAAGCUGGACUGCGAACCAUCCAGCAGACACUGUUCAGUACUUUUUCACGUGCUUCUCGCUGCUGAAUACUCAUCUGACUAGCCCAGUCUUACUCAUCCUUCCAGACAGCCUAGUUGUUUCCUACUCCAUUGCUCCCAAAGCAGAACUAAUUUCUUUAUCUGCAUUCUCAAAGCACUACAGGAAGAGGUCAACUGCAACAUUUAAAUACUGUGUGGCAAUUGUUUUGUGCAUUAGGCUGCAGUCUUCUCAGCUCAUGUUUAUCUUUGUAUUUCCAGAGCUGGUCACUUGAGAUCCAUCCAAGGAGGUGAUAAAGAUGACAGGGUUCGUGGACCAGUGAGAAGCAGGGGUAUUGCAGGAACCCAGGUUUGGCCACAUGAUGAGGUCACUAGUGAUGAUGCAAAGAGUGGGCAGGCGGGAGAACUUCAGUUGGUAGAACUGGUGGGACAUUGAGGCUUGGUGAGAGAAAGGAAUCUGAAGCAGAUCUUGGGUUUCUGGCUUAAGCAACUGCGCUGUUGAUGCCAUUCAAAAUGUUGGGAUUUUGGUACCUAGAUGUUCAUUUGGAAGCAGGACAUAAACUCAGCAGCCAGGGGAGGUAAUUCAAGUCAUUGUAAUAGAUAAGAUAUCCAGAGUAAGAUAACGAGAAGAGAAAAUGGCUUGGAAGAGAACUCUGAGGAGCAUUUAAUGGAUAAGUAGAGGAAAAUGAACCAGUAAAGCUGACAAGAGAAGGUGGGGCCAGAGAUGGAGUAAAACCGGGAGAGUGGAUUUCUUAAUGUGGAAAGAAUGGGAAGGUUUUAGUGCUGUUGGAUGCUCUUGAAAGGUCUGUUAAAAUGAGAGAAAGGUCAGAAUGUGGCAGGGAGAGGAUUUCUGCAUAAUGUUGAGGGGUUUAAAUUUAUAGUGGUAUUAUUCAUGAAUAUAUAGUUACACCAGUCGGCCCAAUGGUGUGGUUAUCUCUGCCUGCUCAGGAAUCUAGGUGUAACUGUAGGAAAAAUGAGUACUAAGGGAUCAUCCAGAGUUGAAACCUUACAAAACAAUUGAAAUGAAAUCAAGCAAAGGCGUUUCAGACCAUUCACAAGUUAGUGAUGUCUAUGCUGGGCCAUGAACUUUGUAGAACAACUGGGUGGAGUGAAGACAGGAGUAGGUAGUUGCACUGGGGGUAAUUUUAAAAGUAACCUAGAAAGAUGGGAGGCUGUGGUCAGAAACUGGAAUGUCUGAAUAGUUCAUACUGGAAGCAAAGCAACCCCAGGCAGUGGCCAAGUUUAAGAGUGUAGUUAUAGGAGUGAGUGCCUGAGAGGAGUGCACAGGAGGUUGCCUGGAGGUUGAUUAUUGCAUGGGGGGCUCAGAUAUUGGGAGUGGGUCUCCAUGGACUUUGAAGUUCUCCAAGAUGAUGAUAGAAGUUAGUAUGGAACAGUGCCAGUGUCUUGAAGAAGGGAGCCGAUUCAGGAAAUCUGCAGACAGAGUAGGAGAGGCCGGAUAGCACAAAUUCAGAAGGACAGAGGGUCUCACAGCCUACUAGAAAGACUUCCAUCUGGGGGAUGACGUGAGGCUGGUGAGUGGAGCCGGCUGCCAGGCGGCCAAGACAAUACCCUGACAGUCGUCUCCAACUUAACGGGAUUUUCUGGGGAUUAUAGGGGAAACGACUGUUGUGGCAGCUUCAUGGGGUGGGAACCUCUUGGGAUCACCGGGAGGCAAGCUGUCAAGUCUGAGGACGUCUGCCUCGUUAUAGAACAUACAUCACCUUUUAUAGCGUCCUAGCUCUGCUUCCUCCCAGCUGUUAGGUAUAUUCCUAGAUCUUUAUUCAUUUUUCCUGUUUUGUUAUCAUGCUCAACAGGACAGCUGGGGUCUGCCUUCCUCCCUGUUUUGCUUUCCUUCCCUUACUUAAAAUUUGGAUUUUUUCUUUGCUUGUUCUGGCUCCAGCCACCGGAAUAAACAUCUUGCUAGGUCUGCCUCAGGCCCAUGACUCCCCCUAUCUCAGGCCAGCCUCCACCUGCUUUUCCAUCAAUUCUGAAAGCAGGGCUUCUGAGUCUGGGUCAUCACUGCUCCAUUAUCAGCUUCAGGACCAUCUCUCGUUCAAACCUGGGCUUCAAUGUCUGAUGUCUGAUAUUGAGAGCCUAGACUGAAGAAAGAACAGUGUAUGCUCCCUUAAGAAAAAGCAGCAUACCAGCUGUUUAAGGAACAAUGAGAUCACUUUAAGGAACAAUUUGAGAAUAGGAUGAAGGAGUGGCAGUCAUAGUAAGAGGUAAAUGGGAGUGGGAAAGAGUCUUAACUGGAGACUGCACUGGGAGCAUUCAGGAAGCUUGAGGUAUUUAUUCCUAACACCAAGAAAUGGUACACCUGGAGUCUGACUCCUGCCCUGGAAAGGCGGAGGGCAAGCAGAGGCUCACUUUCAGUGGUGGAGCCAGGGGUGUGCUGCUGCUUUUGCAUUGGUCUGUGUUCUGGAAUUUGCUGAGGCGAACCAUGCAGGAGCGUAUCCUGUGCACCUUGUAGCAGGGGAAGCAUCGGGUGGUCUAGAGUGCUGUCCAGUAGGACCAUUGAGGAGGUAAGGAAGCACAGAGAGGUUAGGAGUGCCAUCUGGACUAAGGAGGGAUUGUAGGAUACCACCCAGAAUAAAGCUGCACCCACCAGGGUAAAGGGGACUGCAGAAAAAGGACAGCAAGAUGCCCCCUUUAAAUCUGUGAGGCCCAUGGGACCCAGAAAUAUCCAACUAGGCAAAAGCUGUCUUAUCCCCUUCCUUCUCUGCAGUUGGGCCCAGAGCAGUCAGCAGCUAUUAGGUGCAAAGGAGGUGAGAAGAGAGCCUAGAGAUCAUCCCCCACCCCCUUCUCCAGUGCAGGCUUCUUGACUUGAGUGGGACGGAACUGAGAGGUGAAAACAGCUAAAGCCAGAAGAGGUGCAGAUUAUUUAUUGUUACGUAGGAUUAGAUGUUGUAAUCACUUGAGAUUGGGUUUGUAUCUUAUACUGAUCCUAAGAAUAUGUGAACUGAGAAUGAGCCGUAAGUCACAGGCUUGCCACAGCUUUUCUCUGAAUGAAGAAAGGUCGGAGGGGUGGUGGGAGACAAGAAUAAAGUUGGGUUUGGAUAGCAGUCUGGGCUCAUGCUUCCUCAGCAUCCGUUUUAGAGCUUGAUUACCCCUGCAGUCACUGGUACACUCCAGCUUUUGUUCUUGUAACACAGUCCUAAGGGAACACAGUUCCCAAAGAAACAACAUGAUCUUGGCGGAGACACAGCUCAGCUCCAGUCACUCAACCACUUACAUAAUUGCACAAAGGCCUUUACAGAUUUUCACAGAGACCUCUAACUAGGUUGUCCUCCGUUCCCGGUGACUUCCCAGGCUGGCCACCUUGUUCGGACUUCUACAGUCACCACAUUACCAGUCCAGUUGCUUCCACUCCUGUUCGCAGAGCAAUUCAUUUGCCACACAGCCAAGGUGAGCCUUUUUAAAAUGUAAGUCAGAUAUGUCACUUCUCUGCUUAAAAGUCUUCAAGGGAUUCUCACUGCUCUGAGAACGAAAGGCAGACUCCUUUCCAGGGCCUAAGUGAUCUUGCCCAGGCCUCCCUCUCCAACUGCAUCUUAAUCCACUCUUUCCACAUGAAAAACUCUAGCUGCACAGGCUUUCUUUUCAUUCCUCAAGCGUUCCAAGCCGUUUCUACUUCUGGGCCUUUAAAAUUGCCACUUCGUCUUCCCAGGGCACUUUUCCCUGGGAAAAGUGAGUUCAUUUUCAUCUUCCAGAUCUUCAUACUAGCAUCCCAUUUUCUGUAGGAAAAAAACAGGCUAGAUCUCACCAGAAUGUCCUUUUCCGAGACACACAGUUAAAUUACAUUUCCCAGCUUCUUGCCUCAAGGUGAGGCUGUGUGCAUAGUCCUUCCCAAUGGAAAGUAAGUAGAAGUGAUGUUUCACUACCAGACAGGGCAGUUAAAGAGUGGGUGAACCUUCUCUUUGGGUGGAGAAGGGUAUUCUCCACCCCUUCAUCUGCCUUUCAAGGCAGAUGUUCUGAAGCAGAUGUUUUGAAGAUGGAGUCAGAGAAUAGACCUCUGGAUGUUUGAUCCUGGGCUUAGAGGAAAAUUGCUUGACCAAGAACAUCCACAUUGGUUUUGACAAGGAAUAACCUCUUUUGCAUUAAUUUAGUGAGUUUGGGGACUGUUACAGUCGUUAGCAUUAUAUGCCCUGGCUAAUAUAUCUUCUCUGGACAUCCUGUCCACCUUAGUCUUGAUCACAAAACAAGGAAACCCGUGUUUCCUUCAGGGUGCUUCAGACAUUUAAUUAUUUUACCAGAUGCUAGUUUACACUAUCCCUUGUCCUAUGAAUUGAACUCCUAAUUGGGGAAAAAAUGCUCACAGGAGGAAAUUGAGAGAUUGAUUUUAUCAGUUACAUUUUGAUUGUGAGCCCCCUCCCCCCCCAAAAAAAAAAUCCCCCUAAAGAGUAUCUCAAGUUAGAUUUUUCAUCUCAUAAAAUUAGAAACCUGAUGGUUGUUGGCAUUGGCUCAGGAAUUCAAGGAUCUUAGCAGUUAGGUCUGUGUGGUUCUCUUGGUCUCUUGAUUCUCAUGGUCACAAGAGACACCUUGUGAUUUGAUUAAUCGGAAACACCCUACUUCCUUAGCCUUCUCAGGAAUCUCACAGAUUGCCACAGCCCCUGUCUUUUUGGUCUUGCUUCAAGGGUCCUUCUACAUUGUUAAUACUCUGGUGUAAAUAUGUUCCAUUAUUCCCUCGAACAUGACUGAGAUCAGUCUGAAAUACUAACGUUUUAAUUACAUUUAUCUUCCCCACCCCUUCCCACAUCUCAGUGACUUGUCAGCAGCUCCUCCAUUUCAAAGCCUUUCUCCGUCCAGCUCAGUGGGGGUGGGGAAACCUUCCCGGUUCUGUUCAUUUCACUCGUUCUUUACCUCCUCCGUCACUUCUAGGAUUGGGAUGGGGAAGGGUAUAUUAGAGGGGAAAGGGCUAAACUUUUGGUUUAGUUUGGCUUUAUCAGUGUGUUCUACUAAGACAGGCAUGUAAAUGUUGGUUCAGUGUGUGAGGUGCUGGGGUUCUUUGGAGCCACCCCCUGCCCCUUGGGGACUUUUGCACUAACUGGCUCUGGUUCCCUCCUUACAAUACUCAGCCCACACCCCUCAGCUUCUGACCCUGACAGUGUAUCCAUUGCCUCCUAGUGCUAAAGAACCUCACCCUGGCCAGCAGUCCUCCUGAGAGAGGUCUCAGCAAACAUCUUAAGAGUGGUUACCUUUCUGGGAGCCCCCAGGAGACUUCCGCAUGUUUGUCCUGCCAAAGGGCAGAAAUACAGCCCGACUAGCAGCUGACUCCCCUCCCCUCGCCCUGCCCCAGCUAGCCUGACUCUGACCUCUCCAUUCUCUCUGUGGUCCCAGACCCUCACAAGUGUCUUGGGUUACUUUCUCCCAACAAGCCUCCACCCCAGUGGCCUUGUUGGAACUGGGGCUAUAAGUUUCUGACUGCAGCAAGCCUCCCGCUAGAGAAUGUAAUGCUGAAUAAGGUCUCUCCCUGUCAUGAGAAUACAAAAUGACUCCAAGUGGUCCUCUUAGAGCCCUGCUCACCUGAUUGAGGAUAGAGGGAACAGCACUUUUCUUUGCCUUUCGGGGGGUCGUUCUCUGUAUUCCUCCAAAUUCCCAUCAAUGAAGCUGAUGUUUCUAACUUCAUGUACAGUAGGAGGGUUAGUGAGCUCUGGAUCAGCUUUAUUAUCUAAGAGUAAAUCUUAUGUUGGGCUUCCCCAGUGGCUCUUCGUUAAAGGAUCCACCUGCAAUGCGGGAGAUGUGGCAGGAGCUGCAUGUUUGAUUCCUGGGUAAGGAUCCCCUGGAGAAGGAAAUGGCAACCCACUCCAGUAUUCCUGCCUGGAAAAUCUCAUGGACAGAGGAGCCAGGUGGGCUAUUGUCCAUGGGGUUAUCGGACAUGACUUAGUGACUAUAUAGAUACAUCCAGGGCCUUUAUUUAAUAUCCUCUUAUUGUGCAAGUAUUUUUUAAAAAUUUUAAUAUCCAUCCAUGUAUCUAUCAGGGCUCAGUCAGGAAAAUAGAAACCACACUAAAUGUUUCAAAUAGAGGACAUUUAAUGCAGAGAAUCGAUUCCUAGUGACAAAAGCCGAGUCAAAAGAAAAUGCUUGAUGUAAUUAAAAAUUGAGAACUGGAGAAAUCAGAUAAUGUGCAAAGGCCUGGGAAAACCAAGCGGAAGAAACGAUAUGAUUAUCAGAAACCAGGAGCUCAGAGAAGUGGCCCCUUUUGACUGGUCAGUACUCAGACUUUUGUGGGGGAGGCUCCCUCCACGUAACCUGGUGCUUGGACUUCUGAGGAAGGAGGGUGGGGGCGCACGGUCUGACUCUUCUCUGGCUGUCACGCCUGGAAACCGAUCUGCUGCUGGUAUCUCAGAAGUGUAGCAAAGCUGCUGCGGAGUGCAGAAGAAGCCGGUAGCCAGAGCCAACUGUCUGCAGCUGAAGUACUGUAACAGCAGCUGGAAAACAGGAAUGAAGACCCUCCCCCCUGUGUUUCACUUUCAGUUUCCCUUUAUGGCAUCUCUUUGGCAGAACCUGAUGGAACCAUCUGGCAGUGGAUUCUGGGAAAUACAGUUUGCAGAGUCACAGCUGCAGCAACACAACUCCAGAGUGUGUAUGUGGGGGGUGCAGAGGGAGGUACAGAGAGUGCAGGAGCCAAAAGAAAAUAGAUAAAUAACCAGAGCAUUCCAUGCUUUAAUAGCUGCUCAUACAUCUAGAUUGUUUCUGUCAGCCCUGAAGUAUCUCCUAAUAAGCAUCCACCAUAGUAAGCUUAUCCAUUCUCCUGGUUGCCUCAAAUUCUUUUCCAUCUCAAUAAAUUAAAACCCUUGCAGUUUAGGGUUCUGAGUACAAAAUAAGUUCCCCCAAUUAUAUGCACUCUGAGAUUUGGGAGGUAAGUAUCAUGUUCCUGCUAUUUGGCUGUUGCCAGAGGCAGGUUUAGAUGUUGGCUUUCUGCAGCAUCAUUUGCAUCGAAGUCAAGGACAAAAGGAUUCGUACUGUAGUGGCUAAAGUUCAGCUUAGUACUGGAGGUUCAAUAGGUAAAAUAAAUCUACUUUGUACAAGCUUGGCUUUGAUGGUUAAGAGGAAAAAUUAUUGGAAGGAUAUCAAUAAGUUACUCAGAGAACUAAUGGAAAGUCCAGGGAGUGAGGCUUAGAGAACAGACAGGAGCCAGGGGAGGAUGAACAGCUGCAAAAACUAAGGUCAACUUUAGAGUCAUCAUGGUUAGGAUGGCAUUGCUGGCACCAUUGCUACUUGACUUUUUUCCUCACUCUUGUCGGUACAUAGAGUGAUGCUGAGAAUUGAGUUUAUCCUCUAAGUUCAUGGCACUGUUAGGAUUGGUUCAUGAAAGGCCCCUCUCCUGUUCUUUGUUGUUUCCUUUAUUCCUGAUUCAUACUUCAGUUCCUCUUAAUAGCUUCACAACAUAUCUGUUGUGUUCCCCUGGACGCCUGUGUAUCCUUGGCAAAAUAGAUGGUGGUUUUGGUAUAUGUGUGUUUUUGCAGAGACUGCCAGCUGAUCCUCACAGCCGUUUUCUUCUUUGUGGGAAAUCAGCUGGACUCUUUCCCAGCUUCCCUUAUUCUUAAGUGUGAUCAAGUGGAUGAUAGUAGAACUAAGGUGUGCUAGUUCUACGACCUGGGUCCUUAAAUUUUCCUAUGCACGGUCCCCCAUGUUAUUUCCAAUUUGGCCUUUGAGCAUACAACCUUGAAAGCUACACCUUGAAAGAGCCAGAAGAUGGAAGGAGCCUGAACAUCACUUAGAGGAGAGCCACCCACCAAUUUGGAGCAUCUGUUUUGGAUGUCUCAUGAGUGAGAAAUAAAUUUCUAUCUUUUUCAGCCAGUGACUAGUGAUCUUUCUUUAAAAUCCCUUUUAAUCGAACACAUCAGAAAAGUAAACAAAACAGGCCAUAAAGAAAAGUAAAGAAAAAUGUUAAGCCUAAUGUUUUAUCACAAGGCCAGCGACCAGGUAGGCACCACCUAGACUGAGAAACCAAGUGCUGGCCACACCCAACAGCCUCUUUUAUGUCGCCUCCCAAACGUGAGCAGCUUUCUUCUCUCAGCAUUACAGAAUUGUCACCAUCCAGGCUUCCAUGACAUUGAUUUCCUUGCUUUUCUUUAUAGUCUUACUAGUUGAGCUGUUUAGUUGCUCAGUCAUGUCCAACUCUUUGCAUCCCCAUGAACUGUGCACCAGGCUCCUCUGUCCAUGGGAUUCUUCAGGCAGGAAUACUGGAGUGGGUUGCCAUUUCCUUCUUCAGGGGAUCUUCCUGACCCAAGGAUCAAACCCACAUCUCUUACAUCUCCUGCAUUGGCAGGAGUGUUCUUUACCACUAGUGCCACGUGGCUGAAAUACAACCAAUUUUUUGUAUGUUGACCAGGGAGCAGCACCCUUGCAAAGUAACCUCACUUAUUCUAGUAACUUAUCUGCAUUCUUUUUAUUUUCUGCAAAUAUUAUCCUCAUAAUGUGUAAUUAUCAUAUCAGUUUAUUUCAUGCUUUCUAAUUCUGUAUCAUUUAUUCUUAUCCAUGAUGUACUCCAAGAGGUCCAUCACCAUGUUCAAGUGAUGUUGGUAGAAAUCUUUGAAUCAUUCUCAGACUUGAAAGAAGAACUUUUGGUGUUUCAUCACUGGGUGUGAUAUUUGAAGUGAGAUUCUGAUUAAUGGUCGUCAGGUUAAUAAUAUGCUCUACUUGCUACUACUUGUAUUAUGAAUUGAAUUUGGAAUUUUGUCAAAUGCUGCUUCUGAAUUGAGAUGAUCAUAUAUUUUUAAAAAUUCUGUCAGCGUAGCAAGUAAAAGAUUUAUUUAUUUUAUAUGUGAAAUCAACCUUAAGUUUUUGGAAUAAAAUCAGCUUCAUUGGUUUUACCUGUUUUACA